AUGGGGUCCAACUUCAACGUCAAAUUCCGCAUGAUUGGUCCUUGGAAAUUGGAGAAGGAGGCAGAGAGCAUCAUGCGCAAUGAGUUGUACAACGUGGUGAAGCGUUCUGGAGGUUGGGUUUACUUGGCGACUUAUACCCUCGUCCCUUUCUUCAUUUUUGGGGUCAUGAGUAUGGCGCUUUAUGCUUGGGACGGCAUUUGCGAUUGUUUUGCAGCCUGCUUUUGUCGACGCUCUCAGAGCACUAAGGACUUGUCCCAGGACUAA
Messenger RNA from Fusarium sp. VM40, 264 nucleotides. NCBI's taxonomy places the organism in Eukaryota, Fungi, Ascomycota, Sordariomycetes, Hypocreales, Nectriaceae. The record is from the annotation of a GenBank genome assembly.